Messenger RNA from Phodopus roborovskii (desert hamster), 1941 nucleotides. RefSeq names its product Meis homeobox 3 (gene Meis3). Lineage: Eukaryota; Metazoa; Chordata; Mammalia; Rodentia; Cricetidae. Gene Ontology annotation, biological process: eye development; brain development; positive regulation of cell population proliferation. The record is from RefSeq and is a predicted model, not a curated record. Gene Ontology annotation, molecular function: DNA-binding transcription activator activity, RNA polymerase II-specific; RNA polymerase II cis-regulatory region sequence-specific DNA binding.
AAGCGCCUGACACAGGACCCCGCGAGUCUGACAUACAAAGGCCAGGGCCAAGGCCCGGCCCGCGCGAGCGGAGGAGCCGCCGCCGCCCUCGGCCGCGAUCGGCGGGUCUCGGCCGCUCGGAGACCCUGGCACCCGGCGGGGACCGCGGGGACCUCCGGCCGCGAUGAGCCCCCGGCCGUGACCGCCCGAGUCCGGGACAGGCGGCGCCGGCCCAUGGCCCGGAGGUAUGAUGAGCUGCGCCACUACCCCGGCAUUGCGGAGCACACCCUGGCCAGUUUCUCAGAGGCAGCACCUUCCGUACCUCGAGCCCCUGGGCCCUAUGGCCCACACCGACCUCCCCAGCCCCAAGUCCCAGGCUUGGACAGCGACAGCUUGAAGAGAGAAAAGGAUGACAUCUAUGGACACCCCCUCUUCCCACUCUUGGCCCUGGUCUUCGAGAAGUGUGAACUGGCCACAUGCUCGCCCCGUGAUGGGGCAUCGGCUGCGCUGGGCUCAUCCCCGGGCGGUGACGUCUGCUCCUCGGAUUCCUUCAAUGAGGACAUUGCCGCCUUUGCUAAACAGAUCCGCUCUGAGAGGCCGCUCUUCUCUUCCAACCCGGAGCUGGACAACCUGAUGAUCCAGGCCAUCCAGGUUCUCCGCUUCCACCUGCUGGAGCUGGAGAAGGUGAGGGUGUCUCACUUGCACCUGCCCUACCCCCUCCCUCCAGCCCCCCUCUCCCUGCUCCCCGCCAGAGUGGAAGCAGAGUGUUCCCUCACCCUGUUCGCCCCAGCCCUGGCCCCGGGUGGCCCCCCCAGUACCCCGCUACCCUCCCAGGUCCACGACCUGUGCGACAACUUCUGUCACCGAUACAUCACCUGCCUCAAGGGGAAGAUGCCCAUAGACCUGGUGAUCGAGGACCGGGAUGGCGGCUGCAGGGAGGACCUUGAGGACUAUGCCGCCUCCUGCCCCAGUCUCCCAGACCAGAACAAUACAUGGAUCAGAGACCAUGAGGACAGUGGGUCUGUACAUUUGGGGACCCCGGGUCCAUCCAGUGGAGGCCUGGCCUCCCAGAGCGGGGAUAACUCAAGUGACCAAGGAGAUGGGCUGGACACAAGCGUGGCCUCUCCCAGUUCUGCAGGCGAGGACGAGGAUCUGGACCUGGAGCGCCGUCGGAACAAGAAGAGGGGGAUCUUCCCCAAAGUGGCCACCAACAUCAUGAGGGCCUGGCUGUUCCAGCAUCUCUCGCACCCGUACCCCUCAGAAGAGCAAAAGAAACAGCUGGCCCAGGACACGGGGCUCACCAUCCUGCAGGUGAACAACUGGUUUAUUAAUGCCCGGAGACGGAUUGUGCAGCCCAUGAUUGACCAGUCCAACCGUACAGGGCAGGGUGCAUCUUUCAACCCUGAGGGCCAGCCCGUGACAGGCUACACAGAGACUCAGCCACAAGUGACAGUCAGGACGCCAGGAUCAAUGGGGAUGAAUCUGAACUUAGAAGGAGAAUGGCAUUACCUAUAGGGGCCGGGGUCAAAAUGAGGGCCUUAGCCUCCGGACUCUGACCACCAGCCUUCUACUUAAUUGGUCCCUGCUGGUCCUUGGACUUCAGGACUUUGCCUCCAAAGCUCCCACCCCAUUCAACGCCUACCUCCCUGGGGCCCCCAGAGGCUUGGGGACCCACGAGCCCACUUGAGGGCCUCUCAAGGGCAAAGACAAAGCCUCCAUGUCCUGCAUCCUUCUUCUGUCCUCCCUUCUGCCCAGGACCUGAGCUGAGAACUGGGCCAGGGUCUGCAGAAGAUGGUGGCUGGGGCCCCAAUCUAGGACAGAGAAGGGACUGGGGUUGGGAAAGGAUGGUCAAGGAAGGAGGGUCACCAGGAUUCGAAGUUUAGGAGAGUCCCGCCACCCUCCUGCCCUCUGCCUCACCACCUCCCUUCUCUGACUUUCUUCUACUCUUCUUCUUUUUUUUAA